Tachyglossus aculeatus (Australian echidna) is the source of this 1747-nucleotide messenger RNA. It is a transcript of the gene GLYCTK, whose product is annotated as glycerate kinase. Gene Ontology annotation, cellular component: cytoplasm. Gene Ontology annotation, molecular function: glycerate kinase activity. The record is from RefSeq and is a predicted model, not a curated record. NCBI's taxonomy places the organism in Eukaryota, Metazoa, Chordata, Mammalia, Monotremata, Tachyglossidae. The transcript is spliced from 5 exons. Gene Ontology annotation, biological process: protein phosphorylation. Bases 82 to 1647 code for a protein of 521 amino acids.
GAGAUUAGAACCUGAUCCUUCUGACUCCCGAGAGUGAUUGAGGUACCAUGGGUGGCAGACAGUGCUGAGAGCACCUAAGGCAUGGCGACUGCUCUGCGGAUCCUUCCUGGCCUUUCCUGUUCUUGCCCACGCUUGCCCUGGGCUAUCCACGCCCCCCGCCUGGCCAGCGGCAUGGCACUCCAGAAGGAGGGCCAGCAGCUGUUUGAAGAGGCGGUGCGCAUGGUGCUACCAGGUCCCAUGCUGCACCGGGCCUUGAUCCUGGAGCCCGAUGGGCUGCGGGUGCGGGACCGCAGCUUCCAGCUCCACCACAACCUCUAUCUGGUUGGCUUUGGCAAAGCCGUGCUGGGUAUGGCGGCCACAGUCGAGAGCCUCCUGGGCGAGCACCUGGUACAGGGUGUGAUCAGCGUGCCCCGGGGCAUCCGUUCGGCCAUGGAAUGCGCCGGCAUACAGGAGAUGCUGCUAAAGCCGCAUAGCCGGAUCCAGGUGUUCGAGGGAGCAGAGAACAACCUGCCAGACCGUGAUGCCCAGCGGGCUGCCCUGGCCAUCCGGGACUUGGCUGAGGGGCUCUCAGCCAAUGACCUGCUUCUUGUGCUUAUCUCAGGGGGGGGCUCAGCUCUGCUGCCUGCCCCCAUCCCACCCAUCACUUUGGAGGAGAAGCAGAUGCUUACCAAACUGCUGGCAGCUCGGGGUGCCACGAUCCAGGAGCUCAAUACCAUCCGCAAGGCCCUGUCCCAGCUCAAGGGUGGGGGGCUGGCCCGGGCCGCCUACCCCGCACAGGUGGUGAGCCUGAUCCUGUCAGAUGUGGUGGGAGAUCCCGUGGACAUCAUUGCCAGCGGCCCAACAGUGGCGAGUUCCCACAGCGUGCAGGACUGCCUGCACAUCCUCACCCGGCAUGGUCUGCGGGCAGCCCUACCUCGGUCUGUUAAGACUGUGCUAUCCAGAGCGGACUCGGACCCCCGAGGCCCCCCAAACUGCGGCCACGCCUUCAACGUGGUCAUCGGCUCCAAUACACUGGCCCUGGCCGAGGCCCAGCGACGGGCCGAGGGGAUGGGGUACCGGGCCCUGGUCCUCAGCUCGGCCAUGCAAGGGGAGGUGGGCCGCCUGGCUCGCUUCUACGGGCUACUGACCCAGGCAGCCUCGGCCCGACUUUCUCUCCUAGGGGAGGGUGGAUCAGCCCGGGGAGAGGUGGAGGAGCUGCUGAGGGGCCUGGAGGAGGAGCUGAAGCUGGACCUGCAGCUGGAGGAAGUCCUGAAGGCUGUGGGCGAGGCUAGUGGCCGCGUCUGCCUGUUGGCUGGCGGGGAGCCCACAGUUCGACUACAGGGCUCUGGCAAGGGGGGCCGCAACCAGGAGCUGGCCCUGCGGGUGGGCAUGGAGCUGAGUGGGGUGGAGCUAGGUCGCUGCGAGGUGCUUUUCCUUAGUGGAGGCACCGAUGGGCAGGAUGGGCCCACAGAGGCAGCAGGGGCCUGGGCCACCGCUGGACUUGUGGGCCAGGCUGCUGCAGAGGGGUUGGAUGCGGCCGCUUUCUUGGCCUGUAAUGACUCCCACACUUUCUUCCGCCGCUUCCAGAGUGGGUCCCACCUGCUCCUGACUGGCCUCACCGGGACCAACGUCAUGGACGUCCACAUGCUGUUACUUUGCCCCCGCUGACCAGGUCCAGGUCACAGAGUGGUUCCUGGGCUUCUCUCACAUCCCAGACCAGAGGUCCUCCAGGGGGCAAGCUGGCAAAGAUCUAACCGAAGCCCCUGGG